Messenger RNA from Colletotrichum truncatum, 3261 nucleotides. RefSeq names its product vacuolar sorting protein 35. Gene Ontology annotation, cellular component: retromer complex; late endosome; retromer, cargo-selective complex. Gene Ontology annotation, biological process: retrograde transport, endosome to Golgi; intracellular protein transport. NCBI's taxonomy places the organism in Eukaryota, Fungi, Ascomycota, Sordariomycetes, Glomerellales, Glomerellaceae. The record is from RefSeq and is a predicted model, not a curated record.
AUGUAUUUUUGCGAGAGCGAUCGGCUGGAUUGGUUGAACAUGUGCAAAUAUCUGCAAGGGCUGGACAAGGUGAUCCCAAAGUUGAGGGUCAUCGUUGAAGGAGGCAAGCCAACAAACGAGUGGGAGGGACCGCAGAAGCUUGGGGUUUCAGACCUUCGUCUGCUGAGUCUCAUCAAGCAUGAUAGUAUGGACUGGAUUGCCGAGCUGCAGAAAGUCCAAGGCCUCGAGGAGCUGGAGAUUGUGCCUCACAUUCGCUACCUUCCUCAACCGAACACAACAGCGACGCUGCUUUUUGCAGCCUUCUCUGCGCAGCCCCGAUAUUCCGAGGUGCUGCCACAGGCCGCCACUGGCACCGACCUGGCAGUCACAGGCUUGAGAUCCACUCCCCUCCCGCGCCAGUCAGUGUCUGGCUUUCCAGCAGCAUCCAGCCACGGGGCCCACGGCCUAAUCCACCAAGCUCGCAUCGUACCGCAGCACCUCAGCACAGUAGCAUUACAGCACAGCACAGCCCAGCCAACCUCACGAUCCAGUACUCGUCAGCCUUCCACUACUCCACGCCCCUUCCUACCCCGCCGGUUCGACCUCGACAUGUCUGCUACUCCUGUCCCGCCUGAGGACCAGGCGCGUCUCCUUGAGGAUGCCCUGGUUGCGGUGCGUCAGCAGACGGCCCUCAUGCGAAAGUGUCUGGACACACCGGGCAAGCUGAUGGAUGCUCUGAAGUGCUGCUCUACAUUGGUUUCCGAGUUGCGCACCAGUAGCCUUGGCCCGAAGCAGUACUACGAGCUAUAUAUGGCCGUCUUCGAUGCUCUGCGUUACCUCUCUGUCCACCUUCGCGAAAACCAUCCCGUUAACCACCUAGCCGAUCUCUACGAACUCGUCCAAUAUGCCGGCAACAUAAUUCCGCGCCUGUAUCUUAUGAUCACUGUCGGCACCGCAUACAUGUCCAUUCCCGAUGCGCCAGUUAAGGAGCUGAUGAAGGACAUGAUGGACAUGAGCAGAGGUGUACAACACCCCAUCCGCGGCCUGUUCUUGAGAUACUACCUGUCGGGCCAGGCCAGAGACUUCCUGCCUUCGGGAGACGGUGACGGACCUGAGGGCAAUCUGUCUGACUCUAUCAACUUUGUCCUUACCAACUUCGUCGAGAUGAACAAGCUUUGGGUGCGUUUGCAGCACCAGGGCCACUCGCGAGAACGUGAACAACGAACAAGAGAGAGAAAGGAGCUCCAGCUGUUGGUGGGUAGCAACAUUGUGCGCCUCAGCCAAUUGGUCGAUCUCGAAACGUACAAAUCGGGCAUCCUGGCGCCUCUCCUAGAGCAAGUCGUGCAGUGUCGCGACGUCUUGGCUCAGGAGUACCUGCUUGAGGUCAUCACCCAAGUUUUCCCUGACGAUUUCCACCUUCAUACCCUUGACCAAUUCCUUGGGGCAGUAUCACGCCUCAACCCCCACGUCAAUGUCAAAGCCAUCGUUAUUGGCUUGAUGGACCGCCUCUCGGACUAUGCUGAGCGUGAAUCUAAAGACGACACGGAGGACGACAAGGCCAAGCUGGAAGAGGAGGCUUUGGCAAAACUGCUUGAAAAGACGAGUCUGAAGAACACAAAUCAAGCAUCUGCACCUGGACCGUCGGGUGAAGGCGACGAAUCCAGAGAACCGGCUGAACUCGACACCAACGGAGCUAACCCCGAGACCAGCGAGAACGAGGCCCGUGCCGCCGAAGAUCUCCCUCCACCAAACGAACCCGCUCCUUCUAUUGCGGACACCGAAGCCACUGCCGUCAACGGGGAAGAUGGACCAUCGGAGAAGGCCAUCACUGAAAACGUACAGCUCUACGAGAUCUUCUUCAGCCAAGUCAAGAACCUGGUCGAGGCACAACAUCUGCCCAUCCAGGAUACGAUAGCCCUUCUCUGCUCGUUGACAAAUCUGGCCCUCAACAUCUACCCCGAGAGGCUCGACUUUGUGAACCAGAUUCUCGAGUACGCUGCCAUCAAGGUCCGCGAGAACGCAAACAAUGCCGACCUGCACUCUCCCCCAGCCCAGCAGAGCCUUUUGGCGUUGCUGCAAGCUCCCCUCAACCGAUACCACUCCAUCUUCACUGCUCUUUCUCUCCCUACCUAUGUUCCCCUUUUCCAAUCUCAGUCAUAUCCGACCCGCCGAGCUGUCGCUGGUGAGGUGGCUAGAACCCUCCUCCGCGAACAGACAAGGAUUUCCACCUCGAACCAGCUGGAGAAUGUCCUAGAGGUUCUGAAAGUGCUCAUUAAGGAGGGCUCCCAGCCGCCAUCCAACUAUCCUGGUGUCGCUCAGCGCCGGGCCGUCGAGACCGACGAGACAAUGGAGGAACAGGGCUGGCUGGCCAGGAUUGUCCACCUUAUCAACGGCGAGGACAACGACACGCAGUUCCGCCUGUUGCAGAUGACUCGCAAGGCCUACUCCGAGGGCAAUGAGAGAAUUCGUACGACAACGCCACCACUGAUCACGGCGUGUAUGAAGCUCGCGCGCCGCUUCAAGACGCGUGAGCACUAUGAUGACAACUGGGAGACUCAGAGCAAUGCGCUCUUUAAGUUUAUGCACUCUGCUCUGAGCACCCUGUACACCCGUGUCAACGGUGCUGGCGCGGCUGAGCUUGCCCUGCGCCUCUUCUGUGCUUCUGGCCAGACGGCCGACAUGACGGGCUUCGAGGAGGUCGCUUACGAGUUCUUCGCUCAGGCCUUCACAGUCUACGAGGAGGCCAUCACCGAUUCCAAGGCACAGUUCCAAGCUGUCUGUGUCAUUGCCACGGCGCUCCACCAGACAAGAAACUUUGGAAAGGAGAACUACGACACCCUCAUUACCAAGUGCGCCCAACACGGUAGCAAGCUGCUCAGGAAGCCUGACCAGUGCCGCGCCGUCUACUUGGCCAGCCAUCUCUGGUGGGCUACGCCCAUGGCCGUCAAUGGCGAGACCGAUGAAACUGGCCUGUACCGUGACGGAAAGAGAGUCCUCGAGUGUCUCCAAAGAGCUCUGCGUGUCGCUGAUUCUUGCAUGGAGACUGCCACUUCCAUCGAACUCUUUGUUGAGAUUCUCGACCGAUACGUCUACUACUUUGACCAACAAAACGAGUCGGUCACUACCAAGUACCUCAACGGUCUCAUCGAGCUCAUCCACUCCAACUUGGCCGGCAACCAGCAGGACUCGGCUUCCGUCGAGAACAGCAAGCGCCACUUCUACCACAUCUUGGAGAGCAUCAAGAGCCGGCAGUACGAGGGCCUGGUCCUUUACCCUAAAUGA